AUGACGACAACGUUCAGAGCCUGGACAUCUCUCGGCGUCGCUGCUUCGUGCCUCUUGGUAACAGUUGCUGCGCAUGAGCAUCAUGAGGAUAAGAUCGAGGAGGGCCAUGCUGUCUCCGCCGACCCUAUCGAUUCGAUACUAUGGGUUCAUAUCCUAAUGCAGACGCUUGCUUGGGGCAUAUUAUUUCCUACGGGAAUGGUCCUCGGGAUGAUCCGCUCGCGAUGGCACGUCCCAGUUCAAACCACCGGCUCCGUUCUCGCUGUUAUAGGAUACUUGCUUGGACACAAACACAAGGGUCGCCAAUUCACACACAACAUCCACGCCGCUUUCGCCCCGACUCUGAUGCUGUCCCUGGUCCUCCAGGUGGCAAUGGGUGUAUACCUGAAGCUCCAUCUCGAGAAGGGAAUCCAUGCUCGGAUACGGAGAAUCGUAGUUCUCUGUCAUGGCGUCAUAGGGAAGAUGAUGCCAGUCGCCACCUGGGUCCAGAUGGUAUUCGGAGGUAUCACGGCGAUGGGAUACUGUCGGGGGGACCACCUUGGACAAUGUCUGGCGCACUUCAUCAUGGGCAGCGCAUUCAUCGGCUACGGAAUCAUCAUGACAAUCCUCCUCCUCGUCGGCCAGAUAUGGCUCAAGCGCUCCGGACGCAGCCAGGAGUUCUUCGACUCCCUCGUCAUUGCUGCGUGGGGCUGUGUGAACACAUUCACGGAGCACAGGUGGGGCCAGGCAUGGGUGCACAACGACCUCCAGCAUACGUCGAUGGGCAUAAUCUGGUGGUGUGCAGGACUCUUGGGUGUCUGGCUUAGUAGGAAGAGAAACGGAAGGCCAAAGCGAAAUAUCAUCCCAGGCAUGAUCAUCCUGAUCACUGGCUAUGGUAUGUCGGCCCAUCCUCAGAACCUGCCGCUGUCUACCAUGGUCCAUACAUUAUUUGGCUACACGCUCAUGGGCGCUGGUAUUACCCGAAUCAUCGAGGUUGCGUUCGUCCUCAAAGAUGGCAACGCAACCACCCAGGACGGCUCGGACCCAAACAGCUUCCAAUAUCUUCCCCCAUUCCUCCUCUAUGCCUCCGGCUUCCUUUUCAUGGGCGCCACAGAAGAACAAAUGCAGCUCCUCUCCGACGCCGGCGUGACGCACGUCUCCUAUGUUUUCAUCCUCUACAGCAUCGCUUUCCUGCUAUUCCUCUUCGUUAACAUGCUCCUCCACCUCUACGCCGUCUCCACAUGGGACGAGACUUCGAAGUCAGACCCAGAAGCACCGCGGACGAAUGGCUUGGCGAACGGCCAUGCCAGGGCUACGGAUCACCGCAGAGUCCGGGAUGCGGAGGAGUUCGAGCUUGCGGGACUCAUGUCGGAUGAUGAGGAGCCGGAGACGCCGGUCGCUGCGAAGGGGAGGCAUGAGGGAUGA
This is a messenger RNA of Mytilinidion resinicola, 1401 nucleotides long. RefSeq lists its product as uncharacterized. The transcript has 4 exons. Bases 1 to 1401 code for a protein of 466 amino acids. Lineage: Eukaryota; Fungi; Ascomycota; Dothideomycetes; Mytilinidiales; Mytilinidiaceae. The record is from RefSeq and is a predicted model, not a curated record.